AUGCUGCCCUUCCAGAAGCUGCUACAGAUUGUUCUCGCUGCGGUUGCCCUCUCGCCAUAUUCGCUGGCUGCACCCUGGCCCACGGACGCGAAACACGCAACACAUCGUGUUCACCUCAUCGGUCGGGGCGAAUCAGCUCUACAGAUCGAGUCCUUCGCCCCAGCGUCAAAGUUCGAGACGUAUGGCACGGACGGUAUCGACCAUCCGUUGGCGAAGCGGGACGGCUUCGAUCUGCAGAGCGCAGCGAAGUCCUUCACGGCUUCCAAGCUCGAUGUCAGCGCGGAUGAUAUACAAUACAACACGGGCUACUCCGCCGACGUGACCCACCAUGCGUUCAUCAAGCAACAAGCGAAUGGUGUCUCUUUCGCUAACGCUGUUGCCAAUGUUGCAUUCAACAAGGAUGGCAAAGUGACCUCCUUCGGCAGCUCCUUCGUCGAUACGUCUGCCAUUGCACCAUCUACUCCGUCUGUGGCCGUGGAAGAUGCGAUCAAAACAGCAGAGGCCGCUCUGGGCGCCUCUGCUAGUGAUCAAACGUCUUUAUUGCAGUAUCUUGCAUUGUCCGACGGUUCCAUUGCCCUCACGCAUGUAGUGCGAAUUCAAGACGACGCAAAAGGGAUCGCGGUUGACGCCUUUGUUGACGCGCACACCAAUAAGCUAGUAUCGGUCGUGAACUUUGUCACGCAGCUCACUUACCGCGUUCUCCCCAUUCAGGAAGAGAUAAUCACUCAGGGCUUCCAGGAUCUGCAAGAUCCCGAGAACGCGGCGUCAUCACCGCUUGGCUGGGUGACCGACUCUGACACCGCCGGCAACAAUGCCAUCUCAUACAAAUCGGAUGCAUCAGCUGUUGCGGGAGAGACUUCCACCGGCUCGUUCGUCUACACCGCCGACCCCACACAAGACCCAACUACUACUGAGAACGUAAACGCCGCUAUCGUCAAUGCCUUUUACGUUGUGAACACAGUACACGAUAUCUCCUAUCUCUACGGUUUCACGGAGGCGGCGUACAACUUCCAAAACGACAACCAGGGCAAGGGUGGCAAGGGCGGCGACCGUGUCAUGAUCAGCGUGCAAGACUCCCUCGGGACAGAUAACGCUGCAUUCACCACGUUCCCGGAUGGCAUGAGUGGGAUCAUGCGCAUGUUCCUAUGGGAUUACACCAACCCUGAACGUGACGGCGCGCUCGAGAAUGACAUUGUGUCUCAUGAGGCAACCCACGGCAUUACGAACCGCAUGACUGGCGGCGGCACUGCUAGCUGCUUACAGGCGACCGAAGCCGGUGGUAUGGGCGAGGGCUGGUCGGAUGCAAUGGCGGACUGGCUUGAGAAUGACUCUAAGAUCGAUGACUUUAUCAUGGGUCAGUAUGUGACGAACCAGUCGGAUGGAUACCGCUCGUACCCGUACUCGCGCUCAGCAACAACAAACCCGCUGGACUACAGUAGUCUACAGACGCUGACCGAAGUUCACGACAUCGGCGAGGUCUGGGCCAACAUACUACACAAUGUUCUUGCCGCGCUCGUUGAUGCGUUGGGCUUCUCCACGAUUGCGAAGACCGACGCGAGCGGCACGGAGGGCAACGUUGUAUUUAUGCACCUCAUGCUUGAUGCCCUCCCGUUGCAACCGUGUAAUCCGACUUUCCUCAGCGCGCGCGACGCCAUCAUCCAGGCCGAUGCAAACCGCUAUGCAGGUGCAAAUAAAUGCACGCUCUGGAAAGCAUUUGCGAGCAGAGGACUCGGUGUCAACGCUCAGGACCAUGUCAACGAUGCAACGGUUCCUUCGAAUUGUUAG
Molecule: messenger RNA, 1785 nt
Organism: Peniophora sp. CBMAI 1063
Lineage: Eukaryota; Fungi; Basidiomycota; Agaricomycetes; Russulales; Peniophoraceae
Source: the annotation of a GenBank genome assembly